Messenger RNA from Bombyx mori (domestic silkworm), 1637 nucleotides. Its product is annotated as arginine kinase. The coding region runs from base 59 to 1423 and encodes 454 amino acids. Lineage: Eukaryota; Metazoa; Arthropoda; Insecta; Lepidoptera; Bombycidae. Gene Ontology annotation, biological process: phosphocreatine biosynthetic process. Gene Ontology annotation, molecular function: creatine kinase activity. The record is from RefSeq and is a predicted model, not a curated record. The transcript has a single exon.
AUGACACCAAGCUUAAUUGUUUUAUCAAUGUAGGAUUAACUAAUAUUUAGAAUCCGUAAUGUACUUAGUGCCCGAGGACAACGUAUCAUCGCGGCGUGACUUGGAUGCCCCUGAUGCAUUGGAUACUUUAGACCGUUGUUAUCGACUACUGGCUUCUGCUAGACCAUCUCGAACGCCCCUCUCAGCAUCAUCAAAUAAAGCUACCCCUCCUUUAGUUUUGGGUAGAUUUUUAAAGAAACCAGUUUUCGAUGCAAUCAAGCGAAGAAUAACAAAAUUAGAUCAUGAUCUUUUCGACGUCAUAUGGCCGGCAGUGAAAAAAAUUCCAGACAACAAAAAUAUUGUUCAGACAGUCGAAGAAGAUUUUCCCGGUGGAAUAACUGCACCGGAUUAUUACGUAUAUGACGUUUUUCAUGAGUUUUUAAUCCCUCUCUUAAAAGAUCUUCACAACAUCAAUGUAAAUACAGACAUUCCUAUUCAUCCACAAUCUGAUUUUAAACAAUCGCUAAAGAUUUCAAGUGAAUCAGUCGUUGAAGUUAACAUUGAUCCAAACGAUGAAUUUGUACUAUCUGGUACUAUAGAAUGCUCCAGAAAUUUAAAUGGUUUUGAAUUGCCUCUAAAUUUAAAAGUCGGAAAACUAGAAACAAUUGAGAGAAUUUUAACAAAAAUAUUGAUGCACGAAGAUUUCGUUAAACUAAGCCAACAAACAAACCCUGAAUCAGAACAAAAAGGCGGCUCGUACUAUACCCUAAACGAGGUUUUAGAGAAGCCGUCUGAGAUAAGUGCUCAGUUAGCAUCAAGUGGAUUAUUGAUUGCUCUUUGUGAUAGGGAUGAGAUCGAUGAUUAUAUGCGAUUACAUGGUAAACACUGGCCGUAUGGUCGAGGGGUAUUUGUCAGUGAAGAUAAAACUAUCGCAAUUUGGAUCAAUGUACACGAUCAUAUUAGAGUGCUUGUUUCGACAUCAGUUGAUGCACCUGGCGAGAUUGGUUUGCCUUUCACUAAACUUUCAUUUAUUAUGAGAUACCUACACGCAAAAUUAGAUUUCGUAUGGCACGAGAAACUUGGACAUCUGUCGAGCAGACCAACUUUUUUGGGAGCUGGAAUUCGUUUCAGCCUUAUUAUAAACUUUCCUGGACUCUCGAAAGACCCCGAAAAUAUGAAACAUCUUUGCGCCAUGCGAGGUUUGCAAUAUCGUGAAACGUUGAGCCCUGACAUUGCAAGGAUUAGCAAUUAUCAGUGCUUGAGUAUUACAGAAACAAACUGUUUUAAUGAUUUCAUCACAGCUUCAUCAAAUCUCCUACAUCUCGAGAACGAUUUAUCAAUGCAAAACUCAGCACAUAUUGCAACUAUGUUGACAAACAUUUUUCGAAGAAAACGAAGCAGUCUAGCUGAUUUAGAUAGUCCGGAAAAACGUGAAAAACAAUAGGAAGUCUAUAGUCACCAUUUUAGCAGCUUAGCAACUAGAGGAUACACUUAUUAUAUUUUAAUUCACACUUAGUUUUACAAUGCGCAUAUUAUUUUACGAAUGUUGGAAAGAUUAUAGGUACUGAGAGGUGCAUAGGCGAGGCUGACCAGAUGAAAAAAGUAAAUAACUUCUAAAAUUCUUAGGUUGGUAUUGGAAAUUUUCAAUUUCCUCACUG